AUGAGGUGGUGUCGCCCGGGCAGCCCAGGACAGCGAUGGCCCCUCAGUGACUGUGGGUGGUGCGUCUGCACGGAGGCUAGUACCGGCUAAAAGUCCACUCAUUUCUUUCAAGUGAGUAGCUGAGACGGUGCAUCAAUAAGAGAGGCGUGGGGCAUUUCCCCCCACAGAUAAAUAUGAUCCAUAUCUUAUAAGCCAGAACUAAAUGCACGCGACACUUCCACGAAUCACAGGAUUCUUUUUGUUUAGGGCAUGUCGAGGCUGCGCUCACUCUUCUUGGAAUUAUGUUUCAGAAUAUAUUUGCUUUAUGCGUAAAUGUAUUCUGCACUAUUUAUACUGCAUCAUCUCUGGAGCUGCAACCAGGCAUGCCAAAUGUUUGCACUGACCAGAAGAUGUCCUUGCUGGGGAAACGUCAGCCAUGUGUCCAUGCUUUUACCCACAUGGUGAAGGUGUGGAGGCAGGGCUGUGCAAGCCCCAUGUGGUGCUCAGGAUAUGAAAGAAGGACAGCAUACUACAUGUCUUAUCAACAGGUGUAUAGCAUGGAUUUGCACACAGUCUAUAAGUGCUGUCCUGGAUGGACACAGAAGGAAAAUGAGAUGGGCUGUUUUCAUAGAGUGUGCAAUGGCGACACUUGUCUCAACGGAGGAAGAUGUGCAGAAACCGGGGAUCGGAUUUGUCAUUGUCCUUCAGGAUUUGAAGGGACGCACUGCCAGCAUGAUGUUAACGAGUGUGAGUUGAGCAAAGGAGGCUGUGAGGGCCAGUGCUGCAACACCAUCGGCAGCUAUUACUGCAAGUGUCCUGAAGGGAGCAGACUGGGGUCAGAUGGCAAGAGCUGUGAGGAUGUAAACGAGUGUGAGGAGUUCAAUGGAGGAUGCCAGCAAACAUGCAUCAACACAGCAGGCUCUUAUCACUGUGAGUGCAGCGAAGGGUUCCGCAUGCACACAGACGGACGGACCUGCAUCGCUCUGAAUUCUUGCUCCAUCCUGAAUGGUGGAUGUGAGCACAGCUGUGUCGACAUGGGCAACAAUCACUACAAAUGUGAAUGUCGGGAGAACUACAAGCUGAAGAGAGACGGGAGACACUGUGAACUGAGGAACCCCUGUCAGGACAGAAAUGGAGGCUGCGCCCAGAUCUGUCAUUCAAAUGUUGGCCACGUGCGCUGCAGCUGCCGCUCUGGUUUUAGAUUGGAUGGAGAUGGCAGGAGCUGUGCAGACAUUGAUGAAUGCAGCGCUGGCUCUGCCCAGUGUUCUCAUGCUUGUGUCAACACGGUGGGCUCCUUUAGGUGUGUGUGUCAUCCAGGAUUUGAGCUCGGUGCUGAUGAAAAGCAGUGCUAUCGCAUCGAGAUGGAGAUUGUGAAUAGCUGCGAGAAGAACAAUGGAGGGUGUUCCCAUCACUGUGAGCAUACCACCAGUGGACCCCUCUGCUCCUGCAACAAUGGCUUCCAGCUAAACCAUGACAUGAAGACCUGUGUUGACAGUGAUGAGUGUGCCAGCGAGGAGUCCUGCUGCAGCCAGGUCUGUAGAAACUACCCCGGUGGCUACGAGUGCAGCUGCAGAGCUGGUCUCAGACUGAACCCAGACGGCUGUGGAUGUGAUGACAUUGAUGAGUGUCUGGCCGAGACAUCCGGCUGUGAGCAUUACUGCAUCAACACCUUAGGAUCAUACGAGUGUUUUUGUCCAAAAGGAUUCCGCUUGAACCAUGACAAGCACUCCUGCAUCUCACUGUAUGGAGAAGAACUGCAAGAAGAAGAGGAGGAGGAAGACGAGGAAGAGGAGCCGUUGGAUCUUAGUCGCUUUCAAGAUUUGCUGCUUCAUAGGAACCCUCAGCUCCUGCAGUACACAUCAGCCCUGCGCUCCCAUCCUAGUGUCCAUGAUGCUGGUGUUCAUGACAGUAAAGAAGACGUAGAGAGAGAGCUGAUGCUGGACACUCACAUAGUGUGUCUAGGAGGCUACUUUGGGGAUGACUGCACUUUAAGCUGUGAAGAUUGUGUGAAUGGAGCGUGUACGGAGAGCAAUGAUCCAUGUCAUUGCUUACCUGGCUGGACUGGGAUUAUCUGCAAUGAAACGUGUCCCAGGGGGACCUAUGGACAGACCUGUAACAACUUGUGCCUCUGUCAGAACGGAGGCUCGUGUGACCCUGUGACUGGGAGGUGUUUGUGCCCUCCUGGGGUAGAAGGACAGUUCUGUGAGGAAGGUUGUCCGAGGGGGUAUUUCGGGCGUCACUGCAAAGCCAAGUGUAAAUGCCUCAACGACGGACCCUGCCACCGCUCACAUGGAGCUUGUCUCUGCUCUCCUGGGUUUUACGGUCGCUUUUGCCAUCUUGCUUGUCCCAGGUGGACUCAUGGAGCCGGCUGCUCCAAGGAAUGCAACUGUGAUCGAGAACAUUCUGCUGGCUGUGACCCGAAAACAGGGAGCUGUUUCUGUAAGGCUGCAUACCAAGGCCCACAGUGUGAGAGAGCUUGUGAUCCGGGCUUUUUUGGUGCCGGCUGUAAGCAGACAUGUGACUGUCCAAGCAGAGGGUCAUGUGACCCCACAACUGGAGCGUGCAGCCAGCAGUGUCCUGCAGGCUUUCAUGGAGAUCAGUGCAAGCAGGACUGCCCUGAUGGAUUCUGGGGAUUGAAGUGCCAGUUUCCAUGUCCUAUUUGUGAGAACAACGGCUCCUGCAACAAGACAACUGGUUUGUGUGACUGCAGGCCAGGAUUCAUGGGAAACCAUUGCCAAAAAGCGUGUCCUGCAGGUUACUAUGGACCAGGCUGCAUGAGUUCCUGUUCCUGUUCCCCUGGUUCCAGCUGUGAUGCCCAGAAUGGACUCUGCCGUUGCCCCCCAGGCAAAAGAGGCCACGAUUGUGGGGCAUCGUGUGAACCUGGAUUCUGGGGCCAAAGCUGUGCCAAUAGAUGCCAGUGCCAGGAUCCCUCUGUGGGCUGUGAUCCAGUCGACGGUCGGUGUGUGUGUGAAGCGGGAUACACUGGAGACCAAUGUGAAAAGAGCUGUACGGAUGGCAGUCAUGGUCUGGACUGUUCUCAGCAGUGCAGGUGUCAGAACGGAGCGCUCUGCGACCAUGUCAGUGGAGCCUGCACAUGCUCACCUGGAUUCACGGGGACAUUCUGUGAAAAAACUUGUCCUCCAGACCGGUUCGGAGCAAACUGCUCGGGUCACUGUCUCUGUCAAAAUGGUGGUUCCUGCCACAGUGUAACUGGCCAGUGCUCCUGCCCAGCUGGAUGGACCGGAGCUGCUUGUGAAACAGAGUGUAAAGAAGGGCAGUAUGGAGAGGAGUGCGCACAGAUCUGCAGGUGUAUGAAUGGAGCGAGGUGUGACAGAGUGACAGGCAGCUGUUCAUGUCUGCCUGGUUGGACGGGAGAGCACUGUCAAUCAGCUUGUUCAAAGGGAGUUUUUGGGGAGGGAUGCAAGAAGAGGUGCAACUGUGUCCAUGGCCGGAGUUGCCACCGCGUGACAGGCCGCUGUGAGUGUGAGCCAGGCUGGAAAGGAGCCAGGUGUGACACACCCUGUCCUGCUGGGACGUUUGGACAGAACUGCAGCCAGCUUUGCCAGUGCACUGGGCUCCACGACUGGUGUCAUCCAGUGACGGGGAAAUGCAGCUGCUCACCUGGAUAUUAUGGGAAACGAUGCGAACUUCGAUGUCCAGCAGGUUCUUUUGGUCCAGACUGUAAGUCUAGAUGCAGUUGCAUCAAUGGGGGCUCUUGUGACUUUAGGACUGGAGCUUGUUACUGCCCCCCUGGUUACAUUGGAGCUGACUGCAGCACGAGGUGUCCUACUGGAUAUUUUGGGAGGAACUGCGCCAGGCAGUGUUUUUGUGGAGAAGGCGGGCAGUGCAACCCAGCAACGGGGAGGUGUAUCUGUGACCCCGGCAGGACAGGACCAACCUGCCAACAGGCAUGUCCGAGGGGACGCUACGGCCCGCAGUGCAGGAACGCCUGCAGCUGUCAGAACGGGGCUUUAUGUGAUCCCGUUGAUGGCUCUUGUAAGUGCGGCCUGGGCUGGAUUGGAUCUCACUGUGAUACAGCCUGUUCACAGGGCAAAUAUGGGCUGAAUUGUGCAGAAGACUGCCCAUGCCUCCACAAUGGGACCUGUGAUCGUUUUACAGGCAGCUGCAGCUGCACUGCUGGGUACUAUGGCCACGUCUGUCAACACACGUGUCCCUCAGGAUAUCACGGAGGGAACUGUUCCCAUGCUUGUGACUGCAAGAUGGGGCAAGAUUGUGACCAUGUGACAGGAAGAUGCAUCUGUCCACCUGGCUACCAUGGCACACAAUGCCAAAGACGAUGUGAAGCGGGCAGCUUUGGAGUGGGCUGCGCUCAGAUGUGCGACUGUGCUGGUGAGGCUCCAUGUGACCCACGAACGGGACGGUGCCUCUGCCCCCCCGGACGGACAGGACAAAGAUGUGAAAAAAACUGCAAUGGAGACAGUUUUGGACCGGACUGCUCUCUUCAAUGUCACUGCUCCCACAGCGCUCAUUGUGACGGGGUUAGUGGCAGAUGCACGUGUCCGCUCAACUGGAUCGGCCCAGCUUGUACUGAAGCAUUUCCACACCAAACUUCAGGGGCUGCCAGAUUUUCUGAAUCUCGCAGACGAAGACGAGGAGGCAGCAAGGCCACGUGACUCAAGUAUAGGUGCAAACUCCUGAAAAGUCUGACCUGAGUCGGCAAAGUUUCACUCUAAUUAUCCUCGGAAAGUUGAUGUCGGUCCGUGGAAUGGGCGCUCGGACUGGCACUCAAUCACUGAGCCGAACGGCUGAGACAAUCAAGCACAGCACCGGGCAUGUGAGAGUUCUUCAAAGGACCAUAAACUCAAAGCUCACCCAGUCUGGUGAAGAUUUAAAGGCCAAAGUUGCCGCGGCUUCCUAGAAAUGCAGACACUCGCCUCACAAUUGUUGCUGUUCUUGAUUUAAAAUGGAUCAUUUUUGACAUUUGACGGGUUUGUAAGAGUUCAGGCUCUUAAAAGCAUGCUGACAAAACCUGUGACCCAGAGUGACCACUACCAGAAUGUGGUUUUAUAGACGGACAAAAAGGAAAUUUACUGGAAAGAAAAUAGAGGCUUGUGUUUCAACUGACUUUUUUUUUUUUGGAGAAACAAAACACGCAAAGUUCUGAAGUUGUGGUAUACAAAGUGCCUGUUCAGCAAAAGUAAACUUACACAAAUAUGAGCCUGAUAACUGAGAAAGUUACAUUUUGAUGCGUGUGACAUUCACACGUUAAUUUAUAACUUUUUUUUUAUUUAAAGAUAUUUUUCACCAAUUUGUAUCUUUUAAUUUUUUCUAAUGCUCUAAUUUGAAACAUUUUCUACCUUUGUGUUCCAAGACCUCUGACUCUCAAACAUUUACAUCGCAUUUCAGCAACUGUUUUACUCGCCCCCCCCCCCAUUUCAUUACAUCUCAGGUCCGUUCACCCUUUAUUAUUGUGGCCUGGAAAGUUUUAGGCAUUUCUGUUGCUAAACUUUUUUUGUAAACUGGAAGCAAUAAAUUCUAAAUGUUAAAGAUGUGUUUCAAAUGUUUUGGGCAUGCCUACAGUUUCAUUUCCACAUUUGUGUGGGUAAAUAAUAAAGUUAAAAGGGUUUGGA
This is a messenger RNA of Oryzias melastigma (Indian medaka), 5570 nucleotides long. RefSeq names its product multiple EGF like domains 6 (gene megf6). Bases 282 to 4613 code for a protein of 1443 amino acids. The transcript is spliced from 34 exons. Gene Ontology annotation, molecular function: protein binding; calcium ion binding; scavenger receptor activity. NCBI's taxonomy places the organism in Eukaryota, Metazoa, Chordata, Actinopteri, Beloniformes, Adrianichthyidae. The record is from RefSeq and is a predicted model, not a curated record.